Messenger RNA from Oncorhynchus gorbuscha (pink salmon), 2837 nucleotides. Its product is annotated as angiopoietin-2-like. Gene Ontology annotation, molecular function: receptor tyrosine kinase binding. Gene Ontology annotation, biological process: Tie signaling pathway. NCBI's taxonomy places the organism in Eukaryota, Metazoa, Chordata, Actinopteri, Salmoniformes, Salmonidae. The record is from RefSeq and is a predicted model, not a curated record. The transcript is spliced from 9 exons. The coding region runs from base 884 to 2404 and encodes 506 amino acids.
AGAGAGAGAGAGAGAGAGAGACAGAGACAGAGAGACAGAGAGAGAGAGAGAGAGGAAACACAAGGCAACAAUACAGGAGGUUAGUAAUCAGCUUGGCGAGUUAGCAGCUUGUUUCCUGGAGUGAGUCGUCCCAGCUGAACACCGUGGAGAGAACAGGAACCAAUCAUCUCUUCUUGUGUGUGUGUAUCUGUCCAGACAGAGAAAAGUGGGAUAGCAGGAGCUAGUUUUUGGGAAGAAAGCUGGACCACAGAUCCUCUGCCAACUGAAUGAGGAGCAGCACCAGAAGCAGACAAGAAGAAGAGAAACAUACCGUGGACUAAUUGAAGAGAGUUUGACAACUUCAAGAAGAGAAACAUACCGUGGACUAAUUGAAGAGAGUUUGACAACUUCAAGAAGAGAAACAUACCGUGGACUAAUUGAAGAGAGUUUGACGACUUCAAGAAGAGAAACAUACCGUGGACUAAUUGAAGAGAGUUUGACAACUUCAAGAAGAGAAACAUACCGUGGACUAAUUGAAGAGAGUUUGACAACUUCAAGAAGAGAAACAUACCGUGGACUAAUUGAAGAGAGUUUGACGACUUCAAGAAGAGAAACAUACCGUGGACUAAUUGAAGAGAGUUUGACGACUUCAAGAAGAGAAACAUACCGUGGACUAAUUGAAGAGAGUUUGCACCUGAUGGAAUGAGAAGAGACUGAAGACACACAAAGAAACUGAAAGAGAAAGUCAAGGAGAGAGAGAGAAAGAGAGACCCUUCUAGUUAAUCAAGAUAAGACUCUUUCGGUGUUCUUCUCUGCUCUGCCAAGUGUGACAACUCUCCAUCUCCCCUCUCCACCUCCACCUCCCCCUUCUCCCUCUCCUCCCCCUGUCCUCAUCUCACCUGAGAUGGGCCGGCUGCUGGCCCUGGUCUACCUGGUGUACCUGUCGACUGCUGUGAUUGGCUCAGAGAAGCAGCAGCACCGGGUGCAGCAUGGACCCUGCAGUUACACCUUCAUUCUCCCCGAGGUGGAACACUGCCAGCCCCUCAAAGACUUCCAGGUCACCAACUCCCUCCAGAGGGACUCCCCACCACCGCCACCGCCAGCCCCGGACCCAGGAUCGAGUCACCCUGAGCAGGACAAAGCCCAGCCCGCUAGGUCCUCAUGGCAGGAGAGGAAGCUGGAGAGUCUGGAGAGCUCCACAGAGAAUAAUACACAAUGGUUGCAGAAGCUGGAGAGGUCCAUCCAGGAGAACCUGCGUUCUGCGAUGGAGGAGAUGAAGAGGAACGCUGUUCACACCCAGACCGCGGCCAUGUUGGAGAUUGGGACCAACCUCCUCAGCAAAUCAGCUGAGCAGACCCUCAAACUGACAGAUGUGGAGACCAAGGUGCUGAAUCAGACCAGUAGAAUGGAGAUUCAGCUGUUAGAGUAUUCUCUGUUCACUAACCGUCUAGAGAAACACGUCCUCCAGCAGAAUCAGGAGAUCUCACGACUCAAAGAUAAAAGCAGUUUGCUAGAGCAAAGGUUCUCAGCUUUAGAGGCCAGGCACGUUAAGGAGCUCCAGGAUCUUCAGAAGGAGAAACAGCAGUUGCAGGACAUGCUGGAGAGACAGAGGCGCCUGGUCACCCAGCUAAAUGGAGAGCUGGGGAGCUCCACACACAACAGCACACUACUGCAGAAACAGCAGACUAUACUGACUGACACCGUGCAGCAGCUGCUAGCCAUGGUCACCCACUGCAACGAUAUACCCACUACACCCAAAGAGGAGCCAGUGAUCUACAGAAACUGUGCUGAAAUCUACAGAUCUGGGCUCACAGAGAAUGGUGUCCACAGCAUACGACCCCCUAACUCUACCCGCACAGUUAAGGUGUUCUGUGAUAUGAAGACGAGAGGUGGAGGCUGGACUGUGCUGCAGCAUCGUAGAGAUGGAGCCGUGGAUUUCCACCGUGGAUGGAGGGAUUACAAGAUGGGUUUUGGGGAUCCCUCGGGAGAGUACUGGGCAGGAAAUGACCUCAUCCACCUGCUGACCAGCUCCCAAGAGUACAGUCUCCAGGUGCAGCUGAAGGAUGCUGACGGGAACGAAGCUUACUCCCACUAUAAUCACUUCUACAUAGACGCAGAGAACAAAAACUACAGUCUCCAUGCCCAGGGGUUCAGUGGUACCGCUGGCCGCACCAGCAGUCUGACCCAGCCUGGGACCCAGUUCAGCACCAAGGACCGAGACAACGACCGCUGCUCCUGCAAGUGUGCCCAGAUGGCUUCUGGAGGUUGGUGGUUUGAGGCGUGUGGCCCCUCCAACCUGAACGGUAUCUACUACUCUGGCGUCUCCAACGUGGUCCGUUACAACGGCAUCAAGUGGUACUACUGGAAGGGACCCAGCCUCAUGACUACAGUGACCACCAUGAUGGUUCGACCCGCAGGCUUCUGAGGCACAACGGCGGCGAUCGCCGAUGACGUCACCCCAACUGACUAAAUCACAGACUGAAAUGAGCGCUUCUCGAAUAAUGAUGUUUGCCAGACAUGUGGAAUGUGAUACUUGAGUUGGUUUUUAAUGGACUGUGUUUGAGAAAAACAGAUCUGUUAUUUUCUGAAAAUGUAUUCUGUCUUAGAAACGCUUCCCGCUGAAAUGGCACACACCGUAAAUGUGUGUUUUAGAAUGGGAUUGUACAUAUAUUGUAGAUGCAUAAUGGUAUAUUAUGGCUUACUGCUACUCCACUUUCACUGUCCAGAACACUUUAACAGCAAUUCUUCCUGACUGUUUCCCGCUAUGCCACUCAGAGAUGCUUGUAAAACCUUUUUUUUAAGGAGAUAAUUAUCCUCAUAAAAGUACAUGAUAAAUAAACACAGGUGUUUCUACAAGC